AUGGGACAGGAGAACCAAUCCUCUGUGACAGAAUUUGUCUUCCUAGGCCUCUCACAGGAUGCACAGACACAAGUCCUGCUCUUCUUCCUCUUCCUGGCCAUCUACCUGCUCACCGUGCUUGGAAACCUGCUGAUCAUCGUGCUCAUUCACAUUGACUCCAGACUCCACACACCCAUGUACUUUUUCCUUAGAAACCUCUCCUUCGUUGAUUUCUGUUUUUCUACUACCAUAGUUCCCCAAAUGCUUGUCCACUUCUUAGCAAAGGAGAAAACCAUUUCCUUUGUUGGAUGUGCAACACAAAUAGUUAUGUUACUUCUGUUUGGCUGUACAGAGUGUGCACUGCUGGCGGUGAUGUCCUAUGACCGCUAUGUAGCUGUCUGCAAGCCCCUGCACUACUUCACCAUCAUGACACAGGGGCUAUGUGUCCAGCUUGCCAUAGGGUCCUGGGCCAGUGGAGCAUUUGUGUCCGUGGUGGACACUACAUUCACCCUGCAUCUUCCCUACCGAGGAAAUCACAUCAUCAACCACUUUUUCUGUGAGCCUCCUGCCCUCCUGAAGCUGGCCUCAGCAGACACUUACAGCACAGAGAUGGCCAUCUUUGCCAUGGGGGUGGUAAUCCUGCUAGCUCCUGUCUCCCUCAUCCUGGUCUCCUACUGGAACAUCAUCUCCACCGUGAUCCACAUGCAGUCUGGGGAGGGCAGGCUGAAGGUUUUCUCCACCUGUGGUUCUCAUCUCAUUGUUGUUAUUCUCUUCUAUGGCUCAGCGAUAUUUGCCUACAUGAGGCCCAACUCCAAAAUAAUGAGUGAGAGGGAUAAAACGAUCUCUGUGUUCUACUCAGCAGUGACACCCAUGCUGAAUCCCAUCAUUUAUAGCCUGAGGAACAAGGAUGUCAAGGGGGCCUUCAGGAGAGUGAUGGCAAAAUAG
Molecule: messenger RNA, 924 nt
Organism: Dipodomys spectabilis (banner-tailed kangaroo rat)
Lineage: Eukaryota; Metazoa; Chordata; Mammalia; Rodentia; Heteromyidae
Product: olfactory receptor 2D3-like
Exons: 1
Coding region: 1-924 (307 amino acids)
Biological process (GO): G protein-coupled receptor signaling pathway
Cellular component (GO): membrane
Molecular function (GO): olfactory receptor activity; G protein-coupled receptor activity
Source: RefSeq, a predicted model, not a curated record